AGUCGCUAGUUGUUACAUUCAGCAUAUUGUUAUUCAUUAUCGUCCAAUAAAAAAUAUAUUAAUUGAAAGAGUACAUUCAUCGCAUCGAUUCUUAACCUUGAAACAGCUAUCAAUACGUAAUUCUUUAGAUAUUUUAGAUGUAAUAUACAUAAAAAUGUCAAAAGUGAAUUCAGAGACACCUAAUGGUGAAUCUGCAGUGGUGACUGAAGAAAUUGCUGAAAAACGCAUUGGUUGUGCUCAUUACAAACGAAGGGCCAAAUUUGUGACACCAUGCUGCAACAAGCUGUAUAUGUGCCGAUACUGUCACGAUGAGAAUGAAGAGCACUACUUCAAUAGAAAGUCAGUUUCAGAGCUGAUAUGCACGGAAUGUGAUACUCGGCAGAAGGUCCAAGCGGAAUGUGUGAACUGCGGAGUGAGAUUUGGCAAUUAUACAUGUCUGAUAUGCAACUUGUUUGACGAUGAAGAUAAGAAACAGUACCACUGUGAAGGCUGUGGCAUAUGUCGUGUGGGAGGGCGGGAUAAAUUCUUCCACUGUGAGCGAUGUAACAUGUGCUUGCCCGUACAGUUGAAAUGUGUUGGUCACAGGUGUGUAGAGAAUGUGUCCCGGUCCAACUGCCCCGUGUGCUUGGAGGACAUACACACGUCGCGCAUCCCGUGCCACAUCCCGGACUGCGGACACCUGCUGCACCGCCCGUGCUUCGAGCAGAUGCUCAAGUCGGGACACUACGCCUGCCCCACGUGCCAGACCAGCAUGAUUGAUAUGACCAAUCUAUGGAACUACCUGGACUCCGAGGUGGCAGCGACUCCCAUGCCGCCCGAGUACGCCGACUACAAGACGACCAUUCUCUGCAAAGAUUGUCACAAGUUAUCAACUGUAAAGUUUCACGUGGUCGGACUCAAGUGUCAGCACUGUGGCGGAUACAAUACGUGUCAAACGAAUGGAUUCCACAAAGAUAGCGGCAGUUCCGAGCAGUGCGAUUCAUCGUCGUCUCCGUCGAGCUCCACCAGUCGAAGUUCGACCUUCGAGCCGAGAGACGAACCGAUCAACGACGACCUACCGCAAGCCAAUCCACUCGACGAACCCCCGCAGGCCUGACCAGAACCGGAUCAAACCGGACCGAGCCGGACCGAUCCCGGAACAAACCGGCACGUCUGACGUCAUGCGGACUAAUUUUGUACUUUAAUUGGACGUCUUUUUUAUGUAUAGCGUAUUAACUAUUUCUAAAUGUUUUGGA
This is a messenger RNA of Vanessa tameamea, 1235 nucleotides long. It is a transcript of the gene Rchy1, whose product is annotated as RING finger and CHY zinc finger domain-containing protein 1. The transcript has 7 exons. Bases 155 to 1096 code for a protein of 313 amino acids. The record is from RefSeq and is a predicted model, not a curated record. NCBI's taxonomy places the organism in Eukaryota, Metazoa, Arthropoda, Insecta, Lepidoptera, Nymphalidae. Gene Ontology annotation, molecular function: zinc ion binding.